Colletotrichum truncatum is the source of this 927-nucleotide messenger RNA. RefSeq lists its product as uncharacterized. The record is from RefSeq and is a predicted model, not a curated record. Lineage: Eukaryota; Fungi; Ascomycota; Sordariomycetes; Glomerellales; Glomerellaceae.
AUGCCUACCGUCACAGAAACCUCCCAGAUUGGCUUUUCCAACAUCGGGCCUCUGACGACCGUCUUCACCCCGCCCGCUGCCUGCGCAACCGCCGCGCCUGACCUAUGGCUCGCCAUGUCCGAUGAGGAAAUGACUAGUCGCGUGAGGCCCUUUUUCAAGAAAGAAUGUGAACCGAAACUUCUUGACGAGUGCUAUGCCUCUGGCUUGGUGGAUGGCGCGGCAUAUUCGUCGGCCGUAUCGGUCGGUUACCCCGGCUUAGGCGUUAUCGGCUACUUCUCUCCCGCGAGCGCUUGUCCGCAUGCCCACACAACCGUCGGCGUGGCCUCCAAAGGCGAGGAUGGGAAGGUCAGUUCGUCGGGCAUUUUUGUGCCGCCUGUGGUCACCGAGGGCUCGCAGUCAGACCUUUGGCUGCAAAACCCGCCGUUGAAUGUGAUGAUGGAGGUUUUGGAUAAGAAUGAAACUGCCAUCAUUUGCUGUCCUCAGGACUAUACGGUAGGAUUCAACGGCGGCUGCUUCUCUCGCGUUGCGGAUUCUGUUUAUGGGGAGAAGACAGCAUGUAACCGGGUGAGAGAUGGGGGUUACACUCGCGUCACUGCCACCUUCACCUACAAUGACACUGUCGUCACGGGUGUUGUCGUUUCCGUCGUGGCGACUAGUCAGGCCAUAAUCACCAGGACCUCGACGUUGACCGAUUCCUAUAUUUCGGAGAGCUUUUAUGCUGUCGCUUCUCAGCCGGCGUACACCCUGAUCCACGGAGGAGCUGUACAGGAGACGACUGGUACUAGCGGCACAGCGGCUCCUACGCAGACGGGGGCUAGUGGGGCUAAUGGUUUCUGGAUGACGACUUCUGGAGGCGGUGUUGGUGUUCUGGCGACUGUCUGGGCGUUUGCCGCACUUGCUGGUGUUGCACUUGUCUUACCUUUGUAA